AAAAGGAUUGGAAAAAUUAUAAAGCAACAAGAAAUAAAGUGAACAUAGAGCUUAGAAAUGCUAAAAAAGAUUAUUAUUCCUCGAAAAUUGCUGGUCAAAAAUGUGAUCCAAAAAAUGCUUGGAAAACCAUAAACAAUCUAUUAGGUAGACAAAGCAAACCAACAGUGGUGAAUGAGCUAAAGCUGGGUGAAAAUAGUUUAACAAGUCCAAAAGAUAUUGCAGAGGGCUUUAAUGAUUAUUUUUCAAGUAUUGGCCCUGAUUUAGCAAGCAAUAUUCAUACUUCGAAUGACAGCUUUGAAAAAUAUGUUAAAAAUUCUAAAUCAGAAUUCACUGCUUUCCAGCCGGUUACCGUCAGUAAUGUCUACCAUCUCUUGCAUGGACUUUCUGCCAAUAAAGCAACUGGAAUUGAUAAAAUUUCUUGUAAAAUUAUUAAAAUAGUAGCUCCUGCCAUUUCAGAUUCGUUGACAUAUAUUUUUAAUCAGGCAGUUACUCUCUCCUCUUUCCCUGAUAAAUGGAAAGUGGCUAGAGUAAUACCUCUCUACAAAAAUGGCCAACAAAAUGCAGCAGGAAACUACAGACCAAUUUCAGUUUUGCCAGCUAUAAGUAAAGUUAUGGAACGAAUUCUGUACGAUCAGCUAUACAAUUAUUUAACAAAAUUUGAACUUCUGAGUAAUUCUCAGUUUGGUUUUCGAAAAUUUUACUCUACAGUUACAGCAUUACUCGACUGUACUAAUGACUGGUUUAUGAACUUAGACAGAAAAAUGUUUAACUUUGUAGUCUUAAUUGACCUGAAAAAAGCAUUUGAUACUAUUGAUCAUCAAAUUCUGUUAAGAAAGUUGGAACUUCAUGGAAUAAAAGGAAAAGCUUUGACCUUUCUUAAAUCUUACCUCACAAAUCGAAAACAGAAAUGCCAAAUAAAAGGAUCCAUUUCAUCAGAAAAAAAACGAUCAAAUGUAGUGCACCACAAUGCUCUAUUCUUGGGCCACUAUUCUUUCUAA
Paramuricea clavata is the source of this 998-nucleotide messenger RNA. Lineage: Eukaryota; Metazoa; Cnidaria; Anthozoa; Malacalcyonacea; Plexauridae. The record is from the annotation of a GenBank genome assembly.